GGUAAGAUCAGAUUUUAAAUCUUUACUUUUGCUCUUUGGACACACUUGAUAAGCCUGAUGUGACUUAACCUAAUAAUACUGAAUACACAUUUUUGUAAACUGAAUGUUUAACCUUGUUUGUCCUACAGUGAAACACUCCCUGAAGUAUUUCGUAGCUGGAUCUUCUGGAGUGUCAGACUUCCCAGAGUUCAUGGGAGCUGCAGUGUUUGAUGGUUUUCUGGUGGGUUACUGCGACAGCAACACCAGGAAAGUAGAAACAAAACAGGACUGGGUGGAAAAACUUUUAGAAAAUGACACUCAGCAGUUACAGUAUUACAACUAUGAGUGUUUUGAGUAUCUGCCGAACGUCUUCAAAGACAGGAUACAUUUUUUUAAGCAGCACUUCAACCAAAGUGGAGGUGUCCAUGUUUUACAGAGGAUGAGCGGCUGUGAGUGGGAUGAGGAGACUGGAGAGGUUAAUGGUUUUAAUCAGUAUGGUUAUGAUGGAGAGGACUUGAUGGCAUUUGACCCGAAGACAUCGACAUGGAUCACUUUGAAACCACAGGCUUUCACCAUCAAAGAGAAAUGGAAUGCUGACAAACCUAGAGCAAAAAACAAUGAGAUUUUCCUCACUCAGCUUUGUCCUGAGUGGCUGAAGAAGUCUUUGGACUAUGGAAACAGCUCUCUGCAGAGAACAGGUAGAAUCACAUGACCUGAUGUAGACACAACAAUGUUCAAAUCUCUGCUCAGACUGACUUGCUGUUGUAUUAUCGCUCCAAUCAAUCUGACAUAACCUUAUUUUGGUGGCAAUAAGAUUUGAUUU
Micropterus dolomieu (smallmouth bass) is the source of this 802-nucleotide messenger RNA. Its product is annotated as major histocompatibility complex class I-related gene protein-like. NCBI's taxonomy places the organism in Eukaryota, Metazoa, Chordata, Actinopteri, Centrarchiformes, Centrarchidae. The record is from RefSeq and is a predicted model, not a curated record. Gene Ontology annotation, biological process: immune response. Gene Ontology annotation, cellular component: external side of plasma membrane.